Molecule: messenger RNA, 1095 nt
Organism: Colletotrichum chrysophilum
Lineage: Eukaryota; Fungi; Ascomycota; Sordariomycetes; Glomerellales; Glomerellaceae
Exons: 1
Coding region: 1-1095 (364 amino acids)
Source: RefSeq, a predicted model, not a curated record
AUGUCGGUCCUUUUUGCAAUCGGAUCUAACGGAUCUGGCCAACUCGGAAUCGGCCACAAAGAAGAUGUGUCAGUCCCCAAGCAAGCUAUUUUUUACCCCGACGAGCCAGAGUCUCCCGUGGUCAAGGUCGCUGCUGGAGGAAAUCACACCUUGCUUCUGACUGAGGGCGGACAGCUCUGGUGGAGCGGGGAUGCCACGAGCGGGGCGUGCGGUCUGACUUCGACGGCCGAGACUCAGGAACCUGUCUUCCAGAAGAUUCAGCUGAGCAAGGACGGCGGGGAGAACAAUGCAACGACUGCCCUUGUUGCUGCCACCUGGGAAGCUUCGGUAAUUGUCCAAAAGGAUGGCGAGGGCAAGGCGACACGAGUGUACAGCUUUGGUGCAGGAUUGAAGGGUGAACUCGGCUUGGGGGAGUUGCUUGUCCGUUCGCCAUCCGCUACGCUGUUCAAGGAAUUCCCACAGGCGGGCACUGAAGUCGUGGAUUUGGCAGGCUGCAUGGGACAUGUCAUCGCGGUCUUGAGCAACGGGGAGGCGUAUGGGUGGGGUAACGUGCGCAAAGGCCAGGCUGGAAGCCCUGAGGCUGUCGUUCACUCGCCCAGGAAGAUCGAGGGCGUGGAUUUCAAAGUUACUCGGGCCGUCUGCGGAAAGGACUUCACCUGCUUGUUCGGCGCACCUGAUUCAGGCAAGCUGCUCGUCCUCGGAUCCGACAAAUGGAGCAUCAAGUCAUCAGCCCCUGAAUCUGUGCCGGAGUGGCAAGACGUCGGAGCAAGCUGGGGCAACGUCUACGUGUUGAAGAAGGACGGGGAGCUCCUUGCUUGGGGACGAGACGACCAUGGACAGCUACCGCCGCCGAGUCUUCCCAAGCUGAGCAAGAUUGCCAUCGGAAGCGAGCAUGUCAUUGCUUUCACAGACAAGGGCGAUGUGCUUGCGUGGGGAUGGGGAGAGCAUGGGAACUGCGGCCCGCAGGUCGAGAACAACGACGUCAAGGGACGAUGGAAUGUCAUCGCAUCAUCAAGGUUCAUUCCCCCCGGAUCGAAGAUUACGGGUAUCGGCGCAGGCUGCGCUACUAGCUGGGUGACUAUCACUACCGGUUGA